AAUCACCGACGGAGUCCUUCCCACGUCGUCUUAUACCCUAUUUUGCUAAUUCCAUUAUUUCUCCGUGACUAGCGUUUGUGACAAGUCGGCUUCGUUUUGUUAUUCUUCAAGUUUUGAAAAAAUAAGAAAACACUAAUAUCAAGAUGUUCUUAACACGUUCGGAAUACGAUCGCGGUGUGAAUACAUUCUCCCCCGAAGGACGUUUGUUCCAAGUAGAGUAUGCCAUCGAAGCUAUAAAGCUCGGCUCAACAGUGAUCGGAAUAUCAACCUCCGAAGGGGUUGUGUUAGCAGCCGAGAGACGCAUAACAUCGCCUUUGAUGGAGCCAACAACAAUCGAGAAGAUUGUUGAAGUUGAUAAGCACAUUGGUUGUGCUGGCUCUGGCCUUAUGGCCGACUCCAGAACUAUGAUUGAUCGAGCUCGGGCUGAAUGCCAGAAUCACUGGUUUGUUUACAACGAGAAGAUGAGUGUUGAGUCUGUUGCCCAGGCAGUGUCCAAUUUGGCAAUUCAAUUUGGAGAUAGCGAUGAUGAUGGCAGCGCUAUGUCGAGACCCUUCGGUGUGGCUAUUCUCUUUGCUGGUAUUGAUGAGAAAGGCCCGCAACUGUUUCAUAUGGAUCCAUCAGGCACUUUCGUGCAGUUCGAUGCUAAGGCUAUUGGCUCGGGGAGUGAAGGGGCACAACAAUCACUUCAAGAUGUUUUCCAUAAGUCAAUGACUCUGAAAGAAGCCAUAAAAGCCACGAUAACAAUUCUCAAACAAGUAAUGGAGGAGAAGUUGAACGAAACAAACGUUGAACUCAUGACUAUGACGCCAGAGGCCAAGUUCCAUAUGUUUACGAAGGAGGAAUUGCAGGAGGUUAUCGAGAGUGUGGCGGUAAGCGUAGAAGAAUCAGCGAGACGAAGGAGCAGUAGUAGAUCGUCCUCAACUCCUUUCCUAACUCCCGUCGCUUCAGUCCUGUCUGGAUACUGAAGGAAUCCUCGACCAAUACCUACUUCUGUAUCAAUAAUCCUGUAAAAAAAUUUCUGUCCUGACAUUCAAUAAAAAAUAAAA
Molecule: messenger RNA, 1046 nt
Organism: Diachasmimorpha longicaudata
Lineage: Eukaryota; Metazoa; Arthropoda; Insecta; Hymenoptera; Braconidae
Gene: Prosalpha5
Product: proteasome subunit alpha type-5
Exons: 4
Coding region: 144-965 (273 amino acids)
Biological process (GO): proteasome-mediated ubiquitin-dependent protein catabolic process
Cellular component (GO): nucleus; proteasome core complex, alpha-subunit complex; proteasome core complex
Source: RefSeq, a predicted model, not a curated record